Messenger RNA from Plectropomus leopardus (leopard coralgrouper), 1517 nucleotides. RefSeq names its product calbindin 2a (gene calb2a). The record is from RefSeq and is a predicted model, not a curated record. Gene Ontology annotation, cellular component: terminal bouton; synapse; cytosol. Lineage: Eukaryota; Metazoa; Chordata; Actinopteri; Perciformes; Serranidae. Gene Ontology annotation, molecular function: calcium ion binding. Gene Ontology annotation, biological process: regulation of presynaptic cytosolic calcium ion concentration; regulation of long-term synaptic potentiation.
GAACACGAGGCACAGAAAAGUUAGCGGAUUUGUUUCUGGCGUCUGACCUGCAGCAGCAGCAGCAUCCGUCGAGAGCAUCAUGGCAAAUAAAGCACAGCAGCCUCCUCACCUGCACCUGGCCGAGGUCACCGCAUCCCAGUUCCUCGACAUUUGGAAACAUUUCGACGCUGACGGUAAUGGCUACAUCGAGGGGAAGGAGUUGGAGAACUUCUUCAGGGAGUUGGAGAUGGCCCGGAGAGGAGCAGGAGUGGACCCUUCAAACCCCACAUUCAGAGAAAAGAUGAAGGAGUUCAUGCAGAAGUUUGACAAGAAUAAAGAUGGAAGAAUUGAGAUGUCUGAGCUGGCCCAGAUUCUCCCGACUGAAGAGAACUUCCUGCUCUGCUUCAGACAGUUUGUCAGCUCCAGCGCUGAGUUUAUGGCGGCAUGGAGGCGAUAUGAUACAGAUCGCAGUGGCUACAUUGAAGCAAAUGAACUGAAGGGCUUUCUGUCAGACCUGCUGGAGAAGGCUAACAGACACUAUGAUGACCAGAAGCUCCAGGAGUACACACAGACCAUACUCAGGAUGUUUGAUCUGAAUGGAGAUGGGAAGUUGGGCCUGUCAGAGAUGGCGAGGCUCCUCCCCGUCCAGGAGAAUUUCUUACUCAAAUUCGAGGGUGUCAAGUUGACUACUGACCAGUUCAAUGCCAUCUUCACAUACUAUGACAAGGAUGGAAAUGGCUACAUCGAUGAGCAGGAGUUGGAUGCCCUGCUACGAGACCUUUACCAGAAAAACAAGAAGGAUGUGGACGUGAAGAGCCUGACGGGCUACAAGCAGAGCAUCAUGAGCCUGUCUGACGGAGGGAAGCUCUACCGUGGCGAGCUGGAAAUUGUCCUCUGCAGGGAGCCAAUGUGACUUUUCCUCCUCUCUUGUUGUGUAUCAUCAUUUUCUCUGCCUGCCCUGCUCUCCCGAGACCACACCCACAUCCAGCUGCCUGGCGACAUAUACCAGGUGCAUGUGCCAGACACCCCCCCCAUCCUUUCCCCAACCCCCUCCUAAAGUUACAACAUCAGAACGAGUAAGUGCACUGUCAGCACGCAACGGCUCUUCCCCCCUCAAACCCCCAUUUUCUGCAACCUGACCUCUUGACCCUAACCAUGACCUGUCUGAAACCUCUACAGCAGCUUUUCACCUUCUCAACUCUCCCCCAUGUCCUUUACCAUUUCUGACCUCAUGAUCGUCCCUGCCAUCCAAGCUGUGCCUGACUUGCAACUCCUGACCAAAAGCCCAAACCCGUCAUUCCACAGAAAUGACCUUUUGACCCGUUGAUAUCUCCCAAACCUUGACCCCGGCUUCAUUGACCCCUCCAUUCCCUCGCUCUUUUAACUUUGCAUUAGAUACAAUAUAUAGUCAAACAAAACAACAAACAACUGUGUUUGAAUUGAUCUAAUUAUAGUCUGUGAUGGAACUGGUAUUGAUUUCUCCACCUCUGUUUGUCCAGAAAACCUCUUGUUCCAUUGCCAAGAUAUGAUUUUCAUUU